Messenger RNA from Effrenium voratum, 1911 nucleotides. The record is from the annotation of a GenBank genome assembly. Lineage: Eukaryota; Dinophyceae; Suessiales; Symbiodiniaceae.
GAUUGUUUUCUCCAAAGCUUUGCACUUUGGUUGAGAGUUGACCGCCUGUCCGGCCGUCCGCCUGCGGGCAGCAGAUACCCAUAGUGUCGGCUCAAGCCGACAAUUCACGAACUAUCCAACCAUCUUGCCGCGCCUCGGCCGAAUUCGGGGACGCUGUGCGCGAUCCGAUUACGAACCAUGCAAGGCACGUUCUUCUUCAUCACCCUUCUGAUCCCACUGUACCAGGGCGCCUUCUUGAAGAGACAAAAGAGGGAGCUGCUCGCGAAUCCACCAGAGGAGACCUGCUCGCCCCUGAAGAACCACGUGUCCUUCUCCUCCGUGAAGGUGAGCAUCGGUACACCGCCACAGGCCUUCCAACUUGUGGCAGACACAGGUAGCAACGACCUCAUCGUCGUGGACUGCACCUGCCGAGAUUGCCCACGAGACUGGGGCUCCUGUUUCACAGGUCCCAAGCGUUCCACGUCGUUCGACAUGACCGUCUACAAGAACGGGAAUACGAGCCGCACCGCCAACUUCGCGCGGAAGGAGCAGCAGGGCCCCCUGGCCAUGGUCAUCUCCUUUGGCAGUGGCCAGGUUGCUGCAGAGAUUGCCUCCGAUGAGGUCCGCGUGGGCUCCACGCACAGCUAUAUGAAGAAUGGCUUGCUCCUUCUGGUGGACCAUUCCCUGAACCUGCCAGGGCCUUUUGAGGGCAUUCUCGGCUUGGGGCGGCCCCAGCCGAAGGAGGACGGAAAGUAUGUUGAGAUGACCUCCGCCCGCGGCGUUGCGGUGCCAGGCUUCUUCGAGGCAGCCCGCGUGCAGCGGUUCUCCAUGUGCUUCAAUCGCAUGGAAGACGGCGUUUUGGGCGUGCACACGCCACAGCAGCCCACAAUGCUGAAAUCUGUGGGCAAAGUCCACUGGGGCCUCGACUUUCGGGGCAUCACAGUGGGCAAGAAUCUGGCCAUUAAGGCCGCUUUCUGCGACGCGAGCCAAAAGCCGGCAGGCAUGGAGACCGUUUGUGGCCUCAUUCCGGACAGCGGCACCACGCUUAUCACCGGCCCUACCUCCAUGCUGAUCACCCUGUUCGAGGAGAUCUGCCAGAACUGGCCACGCUGCCGUGCUGCACAUGAAGAGCUGAAGAAGGAAGUGAAGGAGAUGCCAGAAAUGCGGCUGGAAGGACUGUCGCUCUUGGGGCGUCCGAAGUCGGAGGCCGCGCCCGACGAGAUCAUUCGCAUCAUGAACAAGAUCCGAGACAUCAUGGAGAAGGCCGAUAAGGCGUCUGCGGCUUACCCGACAGGCCCACCGCGAGAACAGGUGUCGUCAGGCCCGAUGAUGUCUGAUACGCUGCAACUUCUCCUGGAGUCCUGCGCCAGCUGGAUCGAGGGCGUGGACCUCAAUGACGAGAUGCCCAAGUUGACCUUCCAUGUGGCUGGCGCCAACGGGGUUGAGACGGAUCUGGUCCUCCCCCCCCGCACCUACGUGCUUUCUGAGCAGUCUGUGGAUGGGCGGAAGGUGUGCAUACCCGCCUUCUCGCCCAACGAGAUGAAGACCACGCUGAACGGCGAUGUCUGGAUCAUGGGCACGCCGCUCUUCUAUGAGUACACAGCUCACUAUGACCGUGGACUUGGAAACCAGGAAGCGAGCAUGGCGUUCACCCCCAACGCCGACGAAGCCUGCGGUCAAUGCAAAGAUGAUGUCAUCGUCAAGAAGUCGUCUCUCAUCACAUCGAGCGCCCGCCGCACGGGGUUCGAGGGCUUGCAGUUCUUGACGCAGAAGCCAGUCAUGCGGAACCUCACCAACCUCGAGUCCAUUUAGGCGGAACGUCCAAAUCGGCACGUCUUUAUCUUCCGCACAGAGCCGAUUGCUUUCCGGACGCGUGAGUCCUCGUGAGCUUGGUCCAGAUUGGGCUCGUGCCACAUUGAAGCCGUCACACAA